Molecule: messenger RNA, 723 nt
Organism: Ostreococcus tauri
Lineage: Eukaryota; Viridiplantae; Chlorophyta; Mamiellophyceae; Mamiellales; Bathycoccaceae
Product: unnamed product
Exons: 1
Coding region: 1-723 (240 amino acids)
Source: RefSeq, a predicted model, not a curated record
AUGUCGAUCACUCUCGCGCGUGCGCGCGCGCGAAUCGUCGCGAACGUCACCGGGCGAGGCGUCAGAGCGAGAGAUUACGCGUCACGGAUAGCUUCAGCGAAAAACAAUCAUCGACGACGCGUCGCGCCCGCGCGCGCGUCGUCGAUCGAGGAGGUCGACCCGGAAGAUCUCGCCCUCGUGGUUGAGCUCUUAGACAGCGAAUCCGGGGAGGAGCUCAAGGAAAAAGUCGAUCUGAUGGCGAAGGGGGGGAUGCUCUCGGCGGGUGUCGUGGAAGCGGCGCGCGUGGUCGCCGAGACGAACCGCGCGAGCGGGCAAGACGAAGACAUCGUGCGGACGCUUGAUGAUUUGCACGAGACGCUAAAAAUGAAGUUUCAGGAGAUGGCGGCGGCGACGGUGAAGAGUGCGCUGGAUUUCGCGCAAGAAUUGAUGAAGUAUUUCACGGCGGAGGAUUUGGAGGAGGCGAAUGCGAGCGUGGCGGUGAACAAGGUGCAGUUGAUGAUGCGCGAGGAAUUCGAGAAGGCGAACGGAGUUUCGAAAGCGGCGCUUGCGAAGUAUUUGGACGAGGUCCUACCAGUGAUGGACGAGCAGGAUAAGCGCAUUCAGGACGCGCUCGCACAAGCGGAGACGGAUGAGCAGCAGGCACAAAUCGUCAACGUGAUGAUGCAGCGAACGAAGGAACGGAUGCAGAUCGAGUUUAUCCGGGACUGCGCGGCGCGUAUGUGA